CUUACUGCUGCUGUUCAGUCGCUCAGUAACUCAGUCAGAUUGAGUGGAAUAUACUGAAAGAGAGAAGAUGUCUUUUAUAAAAGUAGAUGCAACUUCUGAUUUCUCCUUCCACAACCUCCCAUAUGGAAUAUUCUCCACUCCUGAUAAUCUUAAACAUCGUAUUGGUGUUGCCAUUGGAGACCAGAUACUGGACCUCGGUGUGAUAAAGUCUUUGUUUCAAGGACCUGUGAUGUCCAAACAUCAGGAUGUCUUUGACCAGCCCACACUGAAUGCUUUCAUGGCUCUUGGUUAUGAGGCCUGGAGAGAAGCCAGGAGGACCUUACAGGUGUUGCUGUCAGCCAAUGAGAGCACACUGAGAGAUGACAUCAGCCUACGAAGCAGAGCAUUUGUCCAUCAGAGUGCAGCUACCAUGCACCUUCCCGCAGACAUCGGUGAUUACACCGACUUCUACUCCUCCAGAGAUCACGCCACCAACGUUGGCAUUAUGUUCCGGGGAAAGGAGAACGCUCUGAUGCCAAACUGGCUGAGGCUUCCAGUGGGAUACCACGGCAGAGCUUCAUCAGUGGUUGUUUCUGGGACCCCUAUCCGCCGCCCCUCAGGCCAGAUGAGACCUGACCAGACAAAACCUCCUGUGUUUGGCUCGUCUAAGCAGUUGGACAUUGAGCUGGAGAUGGCCUUCUUUGUUGGAGGAGGGAAUAAGUUGGGGGAGCCCAUUCCCAUCGAGAAAGCCCAUGAACACAUCUUUGGCAUGGUACUCAUGAAUGACUGGAGUGCCAGGGACAUUCAGGCGUGGGAGUAUGUUCCUCUGGGUCCUUUCUUGGGGAAGAACUUUGGGACAACCAUCUCUCCCUGGGUCGUCUCCAUGGAGGCACUGUUGCCGUUUGUAGAGCCCAACGCAGUCCAGGAUCCAGAGCCCCUCCCCUACCUCCAGCACCGAGAUGCUUACACUUUCAACAUUAACCUGUUUGUGUCACUAAAAGGACAGAACAUGGCAGAGCCAGCAACCAUCUGCAAGUCAAACUUUAAGUACAUGUACUGGACCAUGAAGCAGCAGCUCACCCAUCAUGCAGUCAAUGGCUGCAACAUGAGACCAGGAGACCUGCUGGCUUCUGGUACCAUCAGUGGGCCUGACCCAGAGAGUUUUGGCUCCAUGCUGGAGCUGUCAUGGAGGGGAUCUAAGAGCAUCGAUCUGGGAGGAGGAGAAACCAGAACCUUCCUGAAGGACGGAGAUGAAGUCACCAUCACAGGUUACUGUCAAGGAGAUGGAUACAGGGUGGGCUUUGGACCCUGCAUGGGAACCAUCCUACCAGCUGUACACUGAGACACACAUAUUGUUACUGUGGUCAUCGUUUUGUGGAGCAUAAAUACUGGAAGGCACAAACCCACACACCUACAGGAUCUCACCCUGCUUUGAUCCAUGAACGAAAAUAACCUGGGCUGGAAAAAAAAAAAAAAAAAAAAAAAAAUCCAUUUAAUCACAAUUUUUAAAUGAUUGGUCCAAAAUCCAUUUUUAAAAUCCUGAGAUAUUUGCAUUUGCAUCAUUUCUCAGUAAACAUGUACAUCUGCAAAAUAUAUACAGUGGUUACUAUACUGGUAUAUAUAUAUAUAUAUAUAUA
This is a messenger RNA of Toxotes jaculatrix (banded archerfish), 1616 nucleotides long. It is a transcript of the gene fah, whose product is annotated as fumarylacetoacetate hydrolase (fumarylacetoacetase). The transcript is spliced from 14 exons. Gene Ontology annotation, biological process: L-tyrosine catabolic process; L-phenylalanine catabolic process; homogentisate catabolic process. The coding region runs from base 68 to 1321 and encodes 417 amino acids. Gene Ontology annotation, molecular function: fumarylacetoacetase activity. The record is from RefSeq and is a predicted model, not a curated record. Lineage: Eukaryota; Metazoa; Chordata; Actinopteri; Toxotidae.